Messenger RNA from Podarcis muralis (Common wall lizard), 945 nucleotides. Lineage: Eukaryota; Metazoa; Chordata; Lepidosauria; Squamata; Lacertidae. The record is from RefSeq and is a predicted model, not a curated record.
AUGGAGAAAGGAAAUUACACUUUGGUAUCAGAGUUCAUCCUCCUGGGAUUCACAGACCACCCAGAGCUGCAGAUCCUCCUCUUUGUGGUGUUUCUCACAAUCUAUGUUGUCACCUUGAUGGGGAAUUUUGGCAUCAUCCUCAUAAUCCGGCUUGAAGUGCGACUCCACACUCCCAUGUACUUCUUCCUCAGUCACUUGUCCUUUAUUGACAUUUGUUAUUCUUCAUCCAUCACACCCAAAUUGCUCGUGGACAUCAUCUCUGAGGCCAAAGGAAUUUCUUUCUCUGCUUGUGCAGUACAGAUGUACCUCUUUGUUAAUUUAGUGGUGGCUGAAUCUUACCUUUUGGCUGUGAUGGCAUAUGAUCGCUACGUGGCCAUUUGUAAUCCCUUGCUGUACACAGUGGCCAUGUCUAGAAAGCUCUGCAAACAACUGGUAGCUGUUUCUUACAUGUGUGGAAUGGUUUGUGCCCUAGUUCACACUUGUUCUGCUUUUCGGCUAGUUUUCUGUGGGCCAAAUGUCAUCCAUCACUUCUAUUGUGACAUUUCCCCAGUGUUAGCCAUAUCCUGCUCUGACAACAGCAUCAAUAAGAUGUUACUUUUCAUUUUUGCUACCUUUGAGGAGACUAGCACCAUAGUGAUCAUUCUCAUGUCCUACAUUUUCAUUAUUAUAUCUGUAUCCAGGAUUCGCACCAAUGAAGGGAAAUACAAAGCCUUCUCCACUUGUGCCUCUCACUUCACAGCCAUCACUAUAUUCCAUGCUACCAUUCUCUUCAUAUAUUGCCAGCCAAAUGCUAGCCAUUCUUUGGAAAGAGACAGAAUUGCUUCUGUAUUCUACACAAUAGUGAUCCCCAUGUUGAAUCCCCUGAUUUACAGCCUGAGGAACAAGGAAGUGAAAGGUGCCUUCAAAAGGCUGAUGCGCCUCAGGUUGCAUGUGGAUCUAGGGUAG